Messenger RNA from Polistes dominula (European paper wasp), 2510 nucleotides. RefSeq names its product ras GTPase-activating protein-binding protein 2 (gene rin). Gene Ontology annotation, molecular function: mRNA binding. The record is from RefSeq and is a predicted model, not a curated record. Gene Ontology annotation, cellular component: cytosol; ribonucleoprotein complex. Lineage: Eukaryota; Metazoa; Arthropoda; Insecta; Hymenoptera; Vespidae.
GAACAACUCUUUAGUGUUGGUCUACUGCAUGUGCUGACACCAAGGUGCUCUCGAGUCCCAACAACUAAGAACUGUUUUUAUAAUUAAUAUCAUCGUGGUGGACUGUUGUUACUCUCGCGGAAAGGUUGAUCUCUCUCUCUCUUUCUUACUUUUACUCGCUUUUAUUCUGUUAUUAUCUUCCCGGCUUUCUCAAUAUCAUCGGUUAAACUACUCAGUGCUUCUUCGCGUCUAUCUAAGACCACGAUCCUUGUUGGAUAACUGCCUUUUUACCAAACUGCUAUCUUGGCAAGUCUUUAAGCGAUCUAUUCUAACUGAUUGUUUUGAGAUACGUUAAAGAAAAGAAAAUGGUAAUGGAGGCUUCCCCCUCGCCGCAAAGCGUCGGUCGCGAAUUUGUCCGGCAAUAUUAUACUUUGCUUAAUCAGGCUCCCGCACAUCUUCAUAGGUUUUAUAACCAACAUUCAUCUUUUGUGCACGGAGGAUUAGACUCUAAUAGAGAAUCUACACCUGCUGUUGGACAAAAGCAAAUACAUCAAAAAAUUCAACAACUCAAUUUUCGUGAUUGCCAUGCUAAGAUCAGCCAAGUUGACUCACAAUUAACAUUGGAAAAUGGAGUUGUUGUGCAGGUUUCCGGAGAACUGUCCAAUGCUGGUCAACCAAUGCGUCGCUUCACCCAAACUUUUGUACUGGCAAUACAAGCACCCAAAAAAUAUUACGUUCACAAUGAUAUUUUUAGAUAUCAAGACAUGAUUUUUCCCGAUGAAGAAGAAACGGAUGUUAGUGGUAUGGAAGGUGGUAUUAAUGAAACAGGUGAAAGAGAUGCUGAAGAAGGGGGGCCUUCCGAGCCAGAUGAAGAUGAACAUCAAAAUCAAGGACAGCCGCUUACUGGUACUGCACCAGCGGCUGAACCACAAACUCAGGCUACUCUCAUUUCUACUCAACAACCUCAAUUGCAACAACAACAGAUUUAUUAUGCACAACCACCGCAGCCAUUGGUUCAUCCGGUAAUGCAACAAGUUUUGAAUGGAACUGUUCACGAAGAAACCACAUUGAUUAAUCAACAACCCCAGCCUCAGCCUCAACAACAACCACCUCCUCCUCCUCCAGUACAACAACAGCAACAACAACAACCGCAACAACAACCACCACAUCAAUACAUUGCUGAACCAACGGCACAGAUUCAAUUUGCUCAAGAAACAGAGACAGAUACCGCUGCAGAAAAACCAACAUCAACCGAGGAAGAACCACAAGCACAACCAGCUGAAACUCAGGAACAGACAGAAGCUGAAACAACAUAUUCAGCAACCACGCAAGAAUCUGAACCUGAACGUCAAGUGUCUCCCAACACCACCAACAUUAGCAGUAGCGGACCUAAAACAUAUGCUAAUUUGGUAAAAUCGUUUCCAAGUUCGAACUCCACUCCUAGCCCUCAAGUUCCGAAGAUCUCUAUGUCCCCUGUAAGUUCCCAUAACAAUCGCAAGCCACCGAUGACAAACUUAAGGUUAGAUGAUAGAUCACAAUUACACCCUACGGGAAGCGCAGCGACGUUAUCAGGAAUGAAUGUUAAUGCUUCUCAACAACAGACGCACAGAAAUAAUAGCAAUCAACAACCACAACAACCACAACAUCAACAACAAAGAGCUUCAAGAGGUGGUCUUGUUCAACGAGGUAACGGAGAAAGACGUGGUGGAACAAGACCAUGUCAAUACAGCGAUGCCCAUCAAUUAUUCCUUGGAAAUUUGCCACAUAACGCAUCAGAACACGACUUACGUCAAUUGUUUGAACGAUAUGGUAAAGUUGCAGACUUACGAGUACACAGCAAAUCCAGUGACAGGUGCAAAGGUCCUUUGGGUAGCAAUAAUAAUACUAAAGUACCCAAUUACGGAUUUAUCACUUUUGAAGAUCAAUUGGUUGUAACGAAAGUAUUAAACUCAUUGCCCAUAUGUUAUCCCGAUGAACAUGGACAAAAAUUAAACGUUGAAGAAAAGAAAACGAAACCCAGGAUGUCGAUGGAUGGAAGUGGAGGAAGAUUAAAUUCAGGUGAUGGUAACAUGCGUCCAAUGGGACAACAACAACAACAGCAACGUGGACCAGGUAGAGGUGGUCCAGGAGUGAUGAGGGGUGGCCAGCAUGGAGCUCGUGGUGGCCGGGGAGGUUUUCCAAGAGGAGGAGAUGGUGGUAGGGGAGGUGGUGCAAUGAGACAACCUGGUAAUCCCAACAAUGCCAGUUAUCAAAAUCGUCGCUAAUACAGAGAUGAGAAGUGACAGUUGAUCAGAAAAAUAUCAUCUUUCCCAUUCCUUUCUUUAUCGAAUAUUAAGUCUUUUGCUUCUAUCUUUAUUACAUCAUUUACCUCUCUUUAUCCCUUAAUUUUUCUUCACUACCCCUACCACCUCUCCUAUUCUCAUUUUUCCCAUCCUCAACAAUAUCCACCAGCUUCUUCUAAAUGAAUAAAUGAAUGAACGAAAGAAAGGAUACAGAGAACCCAGGACUACUACUACUACUACUACUAUUAU